Molecule: messenger RNA, 4088 nt
Organism: Dromiciops gliroides (monito del monte)
Lineage: Eukaryota; Metazoa; Chordata; Mammalia; Microbiotheria; Microbiotheriidae
Gene: POLD1
Product: DNA polymerase delta 1, catalytic subunit
Exons: 27
Coding region: 539-4024 (1161 amino acids)
Biological process (GO): base-excision repair, gap-filling; DNA-templated DNA replication; DNA replication proofreading
Cellular component (GO): delta DNA polymerase complex
Molecular function (GO): DNA binding; nucleotide binding; DNA-directed DNA polymerase activity
Source: RefSeq, a predicted model, not a curated record
UAACUCAGCACCAACCCGCAGUAACCAGUCAGCAAACGUUUAUUUAGCACCUGCUGCCCCCUGUGGCGAGCACUGGGGGUGCGGGGAGCGCCAGGAGGGGGCGGGGUGUGCUGUACUGAUCUCCAUUUUACAGACGAGGAAACUGAGGCACACAGGUGAAGUGACUUGCCCAGGAUCAUGUGGCUAGUCAGUGUCUGAGGUCAAAUCUGAACUCGGCUCUCUAUCCUCUGCCCCACCUGACAAAGUGAGGCCCAUGAGGGGCUGAGGAGUCAGGGGUCCAACCCAGGCCUUUUCUGGGCCUGUGCUCUCCCCCCCCCCAAGCUGGGCUGCCUCCUGGAGGAAGCCACGGGAGCCUGGCGGGAGGGGGCGGGGUCUCCUUUCUGGGCCUGUUGCUCUCUCUAGGGAACGAGGGCGGGGCUACUGAUUCAGUGACGUCACGGAACCCGUUCCCGGAAGUGGGGCUUUAGCUUCCGCCACGCUCAACAUGGCGUCCCCCGCCCGGCGUCCGCCUUAACGUGAUGGCUGCGCCGGCGUGGGGAUGGGGGCGGCCAAUCAGACCCCUCCCCUGCAGCCACACUCAACAUGGCCACACCCAGCAUCCUCCGCGCGCAGGGGUCAAAGGGUGACAGCACUGGUGGCGGGAAACGCGAGCCUGGGAGAGGGGAGCAGAGUCAGUCCUGCGAGCCAGAUGGAGCACAAGCGCCGCCCAGCCCCCAGCACGGGGCCCCCCGGGGCCAAGCGUCUCCGGGGGCCCGGGGGGGCCUGGGCCGAAGAGGACGAGGUUCCCCCGUCCCAGUUCGAGGAGGAGCUGGCCCUGAUGGAGGAGAUGGAGGCCGAGAGGAGGCUGCAGGAGCAGGAGGAGGAGGAGCUGCUGCUGCCCCCGGAGGGAGCCGCAGGACAGUUCCUUCCUUCUGCCCAGGACGCGCGCUGGCUCCGGCCUGCCCCGCCAGCCCUGGACCCCAGGACGCAGGCCCUUGUCUUUCAGCAGCUUGAGAUUGAUCAUUACGUGGGUUCCCCGCUGUCACCGCCACUCCCGGGGGCCCCCUCAUCAGCCUCCGAGGCCGUCCCCAUCCUCCGGGCCUUCGGGGUCACAGAGGCCGGAGUCUCCGUCUGCUGUCAUAUCCACGGCUUUGCCCCCUAUUUCUACGUCCCUGCACCCACAGGCUUUGGCCCCGAGCACCUGGGGGACCUGCAGCGGGAGCUGAACUCUGCCGUGAGCCGGGAGCAGCGCGGGGGCAAGGAGCUGAAGGGGCCGGCGGUCCUGGGGGUGGAGCUGUGCUCCCGCGAGAGCAUGUACGGCUACGUGGGUCGGGGCCCCUCGCCCUUCCUGCGGGUGACCCUGGCCCUGCCUCGCCUCGUGGCCCCUGCCCGGCGCCUGCUGGAGAAUGGCAUCCGUCUCCCCAGCCUCGGCUCACCCAGCUUCCCACCCUACGAGGCCAACGUGGACUUUGAGAUCCGGUUCAUGGUGGACACUGACAUAGUUGGAUGUAACUGGGUCGAGCUCCCAGCGGAGAAGUACCGGCUGAGGACCGAGGGCAAGGCCACACUGUGUCAGCUGGAAGUGGACGUGCUGUGGUCACACGUGGUCAGCCACCCUCCAGAGGGGCCCUGGCAGCAGAUCGCCCCCCUCAGGGUGCUGAGUUUUGACAUCGAAUGUGCUGGGAGGAAAGGCAUCUUUCCGGAGCCCGAGAGGGAUCCCGUGAUCCAGAUCUGUUCUGUGGGCCUGCGGUGGGGAGAAACAGAGCCCUUCCUGCGCCUCGCCCUGACCCUGCGCCCCUGUGCCCCCAUUUUGGGUGCUCACGUCCUCAGCUUUGAUCGCGAGGAAGACCUUCUGGAGGCCUGGGCCACCUUUGUCCGCACCAUGGACCCCGACGUCAUAACCGGCUAUAACAUCCAGAACUUUGACCUCCCGUACCUCAUCUCCAGGGCACAGACCCUCAAGGUCUCGUCCUUCCCCUUCUUGGGCCGGAUCUCUGGCCUCCGCUCCCAGAUCCGUGACUCUUCCUUUCAGUCCAAGCAGACGGGCCGGCGGGACAGCAAAGUGGUCAGCAUGACCGGGCGGGUGCAGAUGGACAUGCUGCAGGUCCUGCUUCGAGAGCACAAGCUGCGCUCCUACACCCUCAAUGCCGUCAGCUUCCACUUCUUAGGGGAGCAGAAGGAGGACGUGCAGCACAGCAUCAUCACUGACCUGCAGAACGGCAACGACCAGUCCCGCCGCCGCCUGGCCGUGUACUGUCUGAAGGACGCCUUCCUGCCCCUGCGGCUCCUCGAGCGCCUCAUGGUCUUGGUCAACGCCGUGGAGAUGGCCAGAGUCACGGGCGUCCCCCUGGGCUACCUGCUCACCCGCGGCCAGCAGGUCAAGGUCGUGUCCCAGCUGCUGCGCCAGGCGGUUCGGGAGGGCCUGGUGAUGCCGGUGGUGAAGACAGAGGGGGGCGAGGAUUACACAGGAGCCACUGUGAUCGAGCCCCUGAAAGGGUACUACGACGUCCCCAUCGCCACCCUGGACUUCUCUUCCCUGUACCCGUCCAUCAUGAUGGCCCACAACCUGUGCUACACGACGCUGCUCAGGCCGGGGGCUGCCCAGAAGCUGGGCCUGACCGCUGACCAGUUCAUAAAGACGCCGACGGGGAAUGAAUUUGUGAAGGCCUCUGUGAGGAAGGGGCUUCUGCCCCAGAUCUUGGAGAACCUGCUCAGCGCCCGGAAGAGGGCCAAGGCAGAGCUGGCCAGAGAAACGGAUCCCCUGCGGCGGCAGGUCCUGGACGGACGGCAGUUGGCGCUGAAGGUCAGCGCCAACUCCGUCUACGGCUUCACCGGCGCCCAGGUUGGGAAGCUGCCCUGUGUGGAGAUCUCCCAGAGUGUCACUGGCUUUGGGCGACAGAUGAUUGAGAAGACCAAGCAGCUGGUCGAGUCCAAGUAUACCAUGGAGAACGGGUACAGCGCCGACGCCAAGGUGGUGUAUGGAGACACCGACUCCGUGAUGUGCCGUUUUGGGGUCACCUCGGUAGCAGAGGCCAUGGCGCUGGGUCGAGAGGCCGCAGACUGGGUGUCCAGCCACUUCAUCUCCCCCAUACGGUUGGAGUUUGAAAAGGUCUAUUUCCCAUACCUGCUCAUCAGCAAGAAGCGCUACGCAGGCCUCCUCUUCUCCUCGCGGGCUGACGCUCACGACAAGAUGGACUGCAAGGGGCUGGAGGCCGUCCGCCGAGACAACUGCCCUCUCGUCGCCAACCUGGUCACGUCCUCCCUGCGCCGUCUCCUCAUCGACAGGGACCCCUCUGGCGCGGUGACCCACGCCCAGGACGUCAUCUCGGACCUCCUCUGCAACCGGAUCGACAUCUCGCAGCUGGUCAUCACCAAGGAGCUGACGAGGGCCGCCGCCGACUACGCCGGGAAGCAGGCCCACGUUGAGCUGGCCGAGAGGAUGAGAAAACGGGACCCCGGCAGUGCCCCCAGCCUGGGGGACCGAGUGCCUUAUGUCAUCAUCAGUGCCACCAAGGGUGUGGCGGCCUACAUGAAGUCUGAGGACCCCCUGUUUGUUCUGGAGCACAGCCUGCCCAUCGACACGCAGUAUUACCUGGAGCAGCAGCUGGCGAAGCCCCUCUUGAGAAUCUUUGAGCCCAUCCUGGGCGAGGGCCGGGCCGAGGCUGUGCUGCUGCGCGGUGAGCACACUCGCUACAAGACGGUGCCAACGGCCAAGGUCGGGGGGCUCCUGGCCUUCGCCACGCGCAGGAGCAGCUGCAUUGGCUGCCGGACCGUCCUCAGCCACCACGGAGCCGUGUGCAAGUUCUGCCUUCCAGCGCAGUCAGAGCUGUACCAGAAGGAGGUAGCCCACCUGAGCGCCCUGGAGGAGCGCUUCGCCCGCCUGUGGACCCAGUGCCAGCGCUGUCAGGGCAGUCUGCACGAGGACGUGCUCUGCACCAGCCGGGAUUGUCCCAUCUUCUACAUGCGAAAAAAGGUGCAGAAAGACCUGGAUGAUCAAGAGCAGCUCCUGGCUCGGUUUGGGCCCCCGGGCCCCACGACCUGGUGACAGGAUGGCCAGGGACGGGGGAUGGGCUUGGACAGCGGCAUCAAUAAAAAUUUGGGCCUUUGGG